AUUAUUGUUUUGGAAAAUCAUACCGCUCUUUCACAGUGAUUUCCUGGAAGUAAACACCUGAUUCUUCUCUCUAUCGAAGCCCGAACUGACUUUGCACCAGAAAGCUGUCUUUCUGUCACAUCACAGCAUGUCCGGAGUCGACGAGGAGGCGCCGGGCAAUGAGGCGGAAAAAGUGCCUAAGGAGGAGGCAAAUGAAGAUGAUUCCUCUGAGCUGCCAAAGGAUGUGGACAAGGCUGUGAAUAGUGAGGAGCAAGAGAGUGGUGUGCCUUCGACUGCGGCAGAAGUGUUGAGUGAUUCGACGGAUUUGGGUGAGAAGAAGCCAGCGAAUGAGGAGUACGCGAAGCACAUUGUAAGGGAUGAAAGUGGGGCGGCAAUUUACGUGGAUCCCAGCACAAAGCUGAAAUAUCGCUGGUGCGAGGAGAAAAAUGAGUGGGUGCUUCAAACGGCGACGGAGACGGAGGCGAAGGAUCCCUACGAGACGGAGCACUAUCGCUGGUGUGCCGAGAAGGGCGAGUGGGUGCUGAAGGAGGAGCGGCUGGAGAAUGAGUUCUACACGUGGUCGAGUGAGAAGGGCGAGUGGGUGCCCAAGGCGGGGAAGAAUGGGGAGUAUGUGGACAAGGACGGUGUCCGAUAUGCUUGGGAUGCGGAGAAGAGCGCCUGGUUCCCUGCCAUCGAUGAGGAUUUCAUGGCGCAUUACCAGAUGAAUUACGGAUUUGUUGAUAAUACGGGUGAGGACCAGAAGCCAGUGUUGGCUAUGCCUGAGGCUCCGGCCAGUGAGCCGAAGUGCGAGGAGAAGGUGGCCGGAGUGAAGAGGAAAGCAACGCAGGAACCACCGAAAUGGUUUGAUUUGCCACCAGAGCAGAACACUAAAGUCUAUGUGUCGAAUCUGCCGGAGGACAUCACGGAGGAAGAGUUCGUGAGUGUCAUGUCCAAGUGUGGCAUGAUUAUGCGGGACAUUCAGACGCAGAAGCUCAAAGUGAAAUUGUACAUGGAAGCAGAUGGGCAGCUUAAGGGUGACGGAUUGUGUGACUACAUUAAGGUGGAGUCCGUGGAGUUGGCACUAAACAUUCUUGAUGGCUAUGAAUUGCGUGGCAAGAAGUUGAGUGUGCAGAGAGCGAAAUUUCACAUGCGUGGCGAGUACAAUCCGGCACUGAAGCCAAGGAAGAAGAAAAAGGACAAGGAGAAGAUAAAGAAGAUCAAGGAGAAAUUGUUCGACUGGCGUCCGGACAAGAUGCGCGGCGAGCGGGCGAAACAUGAGAAAGUGGUGGUGGUGAAGAAUCUCUUCGCCCCCGAGACCUUCGACAAGGAAGUUCAACUGAUCCUUGAGUAUCAGAACGACUUGAGGGAGGAGUGUGCCAAAUGCGGAACCGUUCGCAAGGUUGUCAUUUACGAUAGACAUGCCGAAGGAGUCGCUCAGGUGACAAUGGCCGAUCCUGAGGAGGCGGAUUUGGUGGUGAAGCUGCUCGAUGGACGAUUCUUCGGCAAGCGGAAACUGGCGGCUGAGAUUUGGGAUGGAAAGACGAAAUUCAAAAUUGUGGAGACAGAAACGGAAGCCCAGGAGAGAUUGAAGAAAUGGGACAAGUAUUUGGAGCAGAAGGAAGCGGAAAGGGAGGCAAAUGAGAGUGAAUAA
Phlebotomus argentipes is the source of this 1630-nucleotide messenger RNA. RefSeq names its product HIV Tat-specific factor 1-like. Gene Ontology annotation, biological process: mRNA splicing, via spliceosome. The coding region runs from base 128 to 1630 and encodes 500 amino acids. The transcript has a single exon. NCBI's taxonomy places the organism in Eukaryota, Metazoa, Arthropoda, Insecta, Diptera, Psychodidae. The record is from RefSeq and is a predicted model, not a curated record. Gene Ontology annotation, cellular component: U2-type spliceosomal complex; U2 snRNP. Gene Ontology annotation, molecular function: RNA binding.